Molecule: messenger RNA, 2279 nt
Organism: Calliphora vicina (urban bluebottle blowfly)
Lineage: Eukaryota; Metazoa; Arthropoda; Insecta; Diptera; Calliphoridae
Product: zinc finger protein 208-like
Exons: 6
Coding region: 24-2237 (737 amino acids)
Biological process (GO): regulation of transcription by RNA polymerase II
Cellular component (GO): nucleus
Molecular function (GO): zinc ion binding; DNA-binding transcription factor activity, RNA polymerase II-specific
Source: RefSeq, a predicted model, not a curated record
GUUAGAUUGUUUUACAAUACAAAAUGAGUUCUUUAAAACUUUCCUCAACAAUUGAGGCUCGUCACAAAUGCCGGUGUUGCACACAACCUGCUGUAAAUUCUAUUAAACUGGAGACGUUUGUGAACAAUUGUGGGGAUGUGGAAAAAACCUACAGGGAAAUUUUCAAUGAAAUCACUAAUCUCGAUGUACUGCGAAUACCGCCGUGUAAAGAGCAUAUUUUGCCUCAACAAAUAUGCAUGGAAUGUGGUACACAAAUUGUCAAUUCCUAUAAAUUUAUACAACAGGCCUGUAAAGUUACUGAGCUAUAUCUAAGACUAGGAGAAGAGCAGAAUACUCAAGAUGAUUUUAAAAGUUUACAAGAAACAUUUAUGGAAAUAACAGAAAAACCUAUAGUAGAGGAUGAUUACAAAGAAAUCAAAAUAGAACCUCUAAACAUUGAAUUUAGCGAUUUAUCUAAUGCAGAAACAGACGAAAGUGAACCAGACAAUGGAGAUAGAGCUUAUAUAGACAACUCCAAAGAAGAAAAUUCCUCCGAAGAAGAAGAUUUUAAACCUGUUGUGAAAGAAAAAGCUAGAAAGUAUUCUUGUAAUUUAUGUUCAAAUUCCUAUGUAAGCAAAUACAAUCUCCGCUAUCAUAUUCGUAGAAAACAUAUAGAAAAAACGCCAGUUAAAACGGAAAAAAAACCAAAACAAAAAGAUCGUCUUCUUUGUCCCUACUGUGGAAAGUCGUACAGUUUUUCAAAUAGCCUAAAAAUUCAUAUACGUACUCAUACGGGCGAAAGACCAUUUACCUGUGAUAUUUGUAAUAAAGCCUUCAGACGUAAAAUUGGACUAACAAUGCAUCUAGUAGUACACAGUGAUGAGAAACCUCAUAAAUGCCAUUUAUGCGGCAAAGGUUUUAAAAUAAUGGAUAAAUUAAAAUUACACAUGCGAGUCCAUUCGGAAUUGAGACCUUUUAAAUGUGAUCAAUGUGAAAAGUCUUUUAAGUACGCCUGCGUUUUAAAAUCACACAAGCUUAUGCAUACAGGAGAAUUGCCCUUUGCUUGUAAAACCUGUGGAGUCGCGUUUUCAUUAAGGACUUCAUUAAAUUAUCAUUGUUUAAAAAAUGCUCAUGAAAAUUCUUUAAAACUUUCCUCAACAAUUGAGGCUCGUCACAAAUGCCGGUGUUGCACACAACCUGCUGUAAAUUCUAUUAAACUGGAGACGUUUGUGAACAAUUGUGGGGAUAUGGAAAAAACCUACAGGGAAAUUGUUAAUGAAAUCACUAAUUUCGAUGUACUGCGAAUACCGCCGUGUAAAGAACAUAUUUUGCCUCAACAAAUAUGCAUGGAAUGUGGUACACAAAUUGUCAAUUCCUAUAAAUUUAUACAACAGGCCUGUAAAGUUACUGAGCUAUAUCUAAGACUAGGAGAAGAGCAGAAUACUCAACAUGAUUUUAAAAGUUUACAAGAAACAUUUAUGGAAAUAUCAGAAAAACCUACAGUAGAGGAUGAUUACAAAGAAAUCAAAAUAGAACCUCUAAACAUUGAAUUUAGCGAUUUAUCUAAUGCAGAGACAGACGAAAGUGAACCAGACAAUGGAGAUAGAGAUUAUAUAGACAACUCCAAAGAAGAAAAUUCCUCCGAAGAAGAAGAUUUUAAACCUGUUGUGAAAGAAAAAGCUAGAAAGUAUUCUUGUAAUUUAUGUUCAAAUUCCUAUAUAAGCAAAUACAAUCUCCGCUAUCAUAUUCGUAGAAAACAUAUAGAAAAAACGCCAGAAGAUGAAAUUAAAACGGAAAACAUCAUUUCAAAAGUAGAAAAACCAAAAGAAAGAGAACGUCUUCUUUGUCCCUACUGUGGAAAGUCGUACAGUUUUACAAAUAGCCUAAAAACACAUAUACGUAUUCAUACGGGCGAAAGACCAUUUUCCUGUGAUAUUUGUAAUAAAACCUUCAGACGUUCAAUUGGACUAACAAUGCAUCGAGUAGUACACAGUGAUGAGAAACCUCAUAAAUGCCAUGUAUGCGGCAAAUGUUUUAAAAUAAUGGAUAAAUUAAAAUUACACAUGCGAGUCCAUUCGGAAUUGAGACCUUUUAAAUGUGAUCAAUGUGAAAAGUCUUUUAAGUACGCCUGCGUUUUAAAAUCACACAAGCUUAUGCAUACAGGAGAAUUGCCGUUUGCUUGUAAAACCUGUGGGGUCGCGUUUGCAUUAAGGACUUCAUUAAAUUAUCAUUGUUUAAAAAAUGCUCAUGAAAAGUAAAAUAUGUAACAAAAUAAAUAAAAUGCAAUUUUUAGAACAAAA